Molecule: messenger RNA, 2273 nt
Organism: Bacillus rossius redtenbacheri
Lineage: Eukaryota; Metazoa; Arthropoda; Insecta; Phasmatodea; Bacillidae
Product: stearoyl-CoA desaturase 5-like
Exons: 6
Coding region: 301-1521 (406 amino acids)
Biological process (GO): unsaturated fatty acid biosynthetic process
Cellular component (GO): endoplasmic reticulum membrane
Molecular function (GO): stearoyl-CoA 9-desaturase activity; iron ion binding
Source: RefSeq, a predicted model, not a curated record
CCCCGGGUGCGCAGCGGCUGUCCGGGAGGUGAGCUGCUGCUGUCCGACUGCGGUGUUCUCCGCUGUGCGGUGCGCGAGGCGACUUCAAUCCUCGCGAGGUGCAGCGCCUCCCGCCGGCUAGGCCGCGCCCGGGCUCCACUGCAGCGGGCGCUACCGUCAGCGGGGCCCUGCGCAAACCUCCGGGCGUGACCCCGCCGGUGAUGGAACCCCGGCCACCUUGCUGGGAGGCGAGUCGCCGUGCUCUUCGAUAGCACAUAGAGAAACCAUAGUAGGAAACGAAAAAAGGCCGCAGGCAGCAAGAUGGCGCCCGAGGCGGAGAGCGCUGGCGGACAGCAGGGAGGGUGCGCCCCCGCACAGCCACGGGACCCCUACUUCGAGCGCUGGUGGUCGCAGGUCGUGUGGAGGAACGUGGCCUACAUGUCGCUGCUGCACGGGGCCGCGCUGUACGCGCUGCUCACCAUCCCAAUCAGAGACACCGUGCCCACGCACGUCUGGAGCGUGUUCUCGGGGCUCGUGGGCGGCUUCGGCGUGACGGCGGGAGCCCACCGCCUCUGGACGCACCGCUCCUUCAAGGCGGACACCCAUCUGCGCGUGCUGCUCGCGCUCUGCUACUCCAUGGCCGGCGAGAACACCAUCUUCGAGUGGGUGCGCGACCACCGGGUGCACCACAAGUUCAGCGAGACGGACGCCGACCCGCACAACGCGCGGCGGGGCUUCUUCUUCGCGCACAUGGGCUGGCUCAUGAUGAGGAAGCACCCGGAGGUGGUGCGCAAGGGCCGCCAGGUGGACAUGGCCGACAUCCUGGCCGACCCCGUCGUGCGGCUGCACACCAGAUACUUCACUUCGCUGAAGAUCCUAUGCUGCUUCGUCUUCCCGGUGAUCGUGCCUCACUACCUGUGGGGCGAGACCUGGUACAACUCCGUGAUGCUGUCCAUUUGGCGCUACGUGCUCAUGCUCAACGCUAACUGGCUGGUGAACAGCGCUGCGCACAUCUGGGGCUACCGGCCUUACGACAAGCGCAUCAACCCAGCUGAAAACAUGGCGGUAUCCUUCCUGACCCUGGGCGAGGGCUGGCACAACUACCACCACGUGUUCCCGUGGGACUACCGCGCCGCCGAGCUCGGCACAUACUUCCUCAACAUGACCACCUUCUACCUGGACAUGUUCGCCAAGCUGGGCUGGGCGCACGACCUCAAGUGCCCCUCCCCGGAGCUGGUGGAGAAGGUGGCGAGGCGGUACGGUGACGGCAGCCACCCCAGGUACGGGCACGUGUGCGAGGUGAAGGAGGACGAGGACCCCGGAAAGAAGGUUCUCUACCCUUCGCCAGAAGACAACUGGGACGAGAUUCUCUCCGAGUACUCGACAACCGACGUCAGCAACGGAGUUGGCCCUGCAGAUGUGUCACAGAGUCAACAAGAGGCUGUGACUGCUCCAAAUGACAACGGAAGCACAGGUGACAAAAUGACCCACUUGUCACAAAGGGGUUUGAUUUACAAAGCGAGAAGUACAAAAAUGGCAUAGACAAUAUUUUCAGCACACUAACUGGCAUCCUCAGAUACAGGAACCCUAUUUUCUCUCCAGGAAAGGCUAAAGACAGUAAGUCGUCGUCCAUUAAUAAUAGUUUAUCCAGAAACAGUGUUGUACCAAAGCGGAACAUUGCUGUUAAUGAAAAGGAAGCAAUGAGCAAUCAUGUGAAACCAGCAGUACCUUACAAUAUCACAAAGAAAGGGGUUGCCAAAAAUGAAACGUCUGUAAAUAAUCCCCAGAAAUGUGGCAGAUCCCAAGAGACACACACAAAGAUUGACAAUGGAGUCAUGAAUUUUUUUGAAAGUAAGAGUUGUCAAAAAAAAGCCUAAGCUAAUAACUGAAAAAAAAUUUCCAAGUGAAGUUCAAUGUGGACAACGAUAUUGCACAAAAAACAUCAAGGCUAAAGAAAAUGUUGACAAAAAAAUUGGCUGAUAUAUUCAUAUUCAACCAAAAAAGUUUUAGUUUACAAUACCUACCUAAAAAAUUUUAAGCUUUAAUAAUUGUAUGUAAACUCGUUAAAGAAACAACUUCACCACGAUAUACCCCUUCACAACUGGAUUGUUUUCUUAACUCAUGCUUCUUUAUACAAAUAUCAUUUAAAAUAAUGCCAAAAUCAUACAAGCUUAUUCACAUUGUACAGAAAAUGUAAAAAAAUUAAUUUAUACAAUGAUUUGGGUGAUAUACUCAGUCACAAAGUGUGCGACACAAAAUUUAUAUCCAUGUUGAAUAAAUUAUGGGUACUUCAA